This is a messenger RNA of Aspergillus tanneri, 420 nucleotides long. Its product is annotated as cytochrome b5-like heme/steroid binding domain-containing protein. Gene Ontology annotation, biological process: sterol biosynthetic process. The coding region runs from base 1 to 420 and encodes 139 amino acids. Gene Ontology annotation, cellular component: endoplasmic reticulum membrane; intracellular membrane-bounded organelle. The record is from RefSeq and is a predicted model, not a curated record. NCBI's taxonomy places the organism in Eukaryota, Fungi, Ascomycota, Eurotiomycetes, Eurotiales, Aspergillaceae. Gene Ontology annotation, molecular function: heme binding. The transcript is spliced from 3 exons.
AUGUCUGACAAGAAGGAAUUCACUUUCCAAGAGGUAUCUGGCCACAACACCAAGAAGGACCUCCACCUCGUGGUCCACGACAAGGUCUACGACUGCUCCUCUUUCGUCGAUGAGCACCCUGGUGGUGAAGAAGUCCUACUCGACGUCGCCGGUCAGGAUGCAACAGAGGCUUUCGAGGAUGUCGGACACAGCGACGAGGCACGCGAGAUCUUGGACGGCCUGUACAUCGGUGACCUCAAGCGCAUGCCCGGUGACCCCGCCCCCCGCGCCCAGGCUCAUACCUCUUCCUCGUCUUCAUCUGGCUCCGGAGAUUCGGCCGGACUCGGUGUCGGUCUCUACGCUGUCCUCUUGAUCGGUGGUGUUAUCGCCUACGGUGCCUAUCAGUACUUGCAGAAGACAGCCGCCGCUGAGGCGCAGUAG